Dictyostelium discoideum AX4 is the source of this 150-nucleotide messenger RNA. RefSeq lists its product as hypothetical. The transcript has a single exon. Lineage: Eukaryota; Evosea; Eumycetozoa; Dictyosteliales; Dictyosteliaceae. The record is from RefSeq and is a predicted model, not a curated record. The coding region runs from base 1 to 150 and encodes 49 amino acids.
AUGACAAUUGAAGAAGGUAAUACUCCACCAAUUUUAGAUAUGAUAUUAAAAGGAUAUGCCCCCAAAGAAGAAAGAUCUAAAAAAGAUAAAGAGGCAGCGACAGCAAGAUUAACAACAAAGGAAAAGAAAUCAGAUCACAACAAGCAAUAA